AUGUCUCUUGAUUUGAUUCUAAGUUGUCAAUGUAAGCUGCGUCUUGCUUGGAUGGUGAAAAAUGUAAGCAAUUCUGAUGCUAGCGGACGCAUCAACUGGAAGACUAAAAUUCGAGACACCACCAGCGAGCUUCCAUUAAAUGCCGGAUCUGACAAACUGAUCCGUGGCGCUGACGCGUGCUGUGAGAGUUUGACGCAAUUUACAGGGGUCACAUAA
Molecule: messenger RNA, 216 nt
Organism: Plasmopara halstedii
Lineage: Eukaryota; Oomycota; Peronosporomycetes; Peronosporales; Peronosporaceae
Exons: 2
Coding region: 1-216 (71 amino acids)
Source: RefSeq, a predicted model, not a curated record